This is a messenger RNA of Polyodon spathula (Mississippi paddlefish), 4502 nucleotides long. RefSeq names its product voltage-dependent calcium channel subunit alpha-2/delta-1-like. The record is from RefSeq and is a predicted model, not a curated record. Gene Ontology annotation, molecular function: voltage-gated calcium channel activity. The transcript has 41 exons. Gene Ontology annotation, cellular component: L-type voltage-gated calcium channel complex. The coding region runs from base 385 to 3750 and encodes 1121 amino acids. Lineage: Eukaryota; Metazoa; Chordata; Actinopteri; Acipenseriformes; Polyodontidae.
UCAUUCCUUGUAUGGAAAGGCAGUAGUACAUGAUCAUCAACACAGAGGUGGAGUUCACGCAAAGUGGUCUACACGAGAGCUGUCUGACAAGGGCUUUCCAUUACGGAGAGGAGAAGAUAGAAGACCGUCCUCUCCUGCUGGAAAAUAAAACCCUAAAUGACCACACCUUGGCAGUCAAUUAAAAAACUAAAAUCUCUGGAAACAGAAAACGAAAACAACUGGGGUCUGUUUGAAAAUAGCACUGAUGGCGGCUGAUCAGAUUAGCUAGUGUAACCCAGACUGUUAUCUGGCUAACUGUGACUACAACAAGCUGCUGUGGACUUACACUGUAUUUCCUUUAUAGUAUCGUAUACUGUAUUCGUGGGUUGUAAAUUCUGCUAAGCAAUGGAUUCCUACAGCACAGCCGUCUUUUUGGUCGUACUUUUAUCUUCGCUAAUGAAUCUUUCUUCAGCAGAGUUUCCUACUCCAGCAACAGUAAAGACGUGGGUGGAUAAGAUGCAGGAGGACCUUGUCACAUUGGCCCGUACAGCAAGUGGAGUUGAUCAGCUAGGCGCGGUAUUUUUGAAAAACAGGGAUUCCUAUACAGUGGAAAUGAAUAAUGCUCAGCAGUUGGUAGAAAGUGCAGCCUGGAAUAUAGAAAAACUGCUGCUGAACAGAUCAAUGGCUUUGGAGACCCUUGCAACAGCGGCUGAGAAUUUCCAGAUGGAACACCAAUGGAAAAAUGAGUUUGGGGAAAAUGAUACAAUGUACUACAAUGCAAAAGAUAACAUAGACUUACAGAAGCUCAUGAGACAACAUGGAUACCCGCCACGCAAGUCUGAUACUAAUGAGACCGGCCGAAUAAAGCCAGAAUUCGUAGAAGAUCCUUCCUUCAAACGCCGCAUUAACUACAACUACACUGCCGUCCAUAUCCCCACUGACAUCUAUGAAGGCUCAACUAUAGUGUUAAAUGAACUGAACUGGACUGCAGCAUUGGAAGAUGUUUUUAAAAAGAACCGUGAUGAAGAUCCCACGUUGCUGUGGCAGGUGUUCGGCAGUGCAACUGGUUUGGCACGGUAUUACCCAGCCUCUCCAUGGAUGGAUUCUUCAAAAACACCUAACAAGAUUGACCUGUACGAUGUUCGCCGGCGACCAUGGUACAUUCAGGGAGCUGCCUCACCUAAAGACAUGCUGAUUCUGGUGGAUGUGAGUGGAAGUGUUUCUGGCCUGACUCUCAAGUUGAUCCGGACGUCGGUCUCUGAGAUGUUGGAAACACUUUCUGAUGACGACUAUGUGAAUGUAGUUUCUUUCAACAACGAUGCCAAGAAUGUCAGUUGCUUCACCCAUCUUGUUCAAGCCAACGUCCGCAAUAAGAAGGUGCUGAAAGAUGCAGUUCAUAAAAUCUUAGCAAAGGGAAUCACAGAUUACAAAAAGGGCUUCAGCUUUGCCUUUGAACAGCUGUCAAAUUUUAAUGUCUCUCGAGCCAACUGCAACAAGAUCAUCAUGCUGUUCACUGACGGAGGGGAAGAGCGAGCUCAGGAGAUCUUUGAGAAAUACAACCCAGAAAAGAAGGUCCGUGUAUUUACAUUCUCUGUUGGUCAACACAACUAUGAUAAAGGCCCAAUUCAGUGGAUGGCCUGUGCCAAUAAAGGACACUAUUAUGAAAUUCCAUCCAUUGGAGCCAUAAGGAUCAACACCCAGGAGUACCUUGACGUGUUGGGAAGACCAAUGGUGUUGGCUGAUAAGAAGGCCAAACAAGUACAAUGGACAAAUGUGUACCUGGAUGCACUGGAACUUGGUCUUGUUAUCACCGGAACGCUGCCAGUCUUCAACAAAACCAAAGAGCUCAAGUCAAGUGAGAAAGGUGCUGUUCCAAGACAGAACCAGCUGAUUCUCGGAGUGAUGGCAAUCGACGUGUCUCUUGAGGACAUUAAGAGGCUCACGCCUCGCUUUACAAUUGGCCCAAAUGGUUACUAUUUUGCAAUCGACCCGAAUGGCUAUGUUUUGCUCCAUCCUAACCUUCAACCAAAGACGAUUGGUGUAGGCAUCCCAAAGAUUUAUACGGGAAAACGGAAGCCUGUUUUCCAGAAUCCCAAAUUUCAGGAGCCGGUUACACUGGAUUUUCUGGAUGCUGAACUGGAGAAUGAUGUCAAAGUGGAGAUUCGACGGAAAAUGAUUGAUGGAGAAAAAGGAGAGAUUCAAAUAAACACACUAGUGAAGUCUCAGGAUGAGAGGUAUAUUGACAAGGGAGUCAGAACAUACACCUGGACCCCAGUGAAUGGCACAGAUUACAGCUUGGCAUUGGUAUUGCCGUCCUACAGUGCUUACUAUAUUAAGGCAAAAGCUGACGACACAAUCACACAGGCCAGAUCCAAAAAGAGCAAACUGAAGGUUUCCGAAACCCUGCAACUUGAUUACUUUGAAGAAUAUGGUUACACAUCAAUUGCACCAAGGGAAUACUGCAAGGACUUGAAACUGUCAAGCAACAAAACCCAGUUUCUCUUGGAAUUCAAUGAUUUUAUUGACAGAAAGUCACCCAGUCAUCCAUCUUGCAACGUUACACUAGUUAACCGGCUCUUACUUGAUGCUGGGUUUUCAAAUGAAUUGGUGCAGUACUGGAAAAAGCAAUCUCCCCAAGGAGUUCUUGCCAGGUUUGUCGCUACUGAUGGUGGAAUAACAAGAAUUUACCCAAAAAGUGCUGGGGAGGAUUGGACAGAAGAUGCAGAGACAUAUGAGGCAAGCUUUUACAAGAGGAGUCUGGAUAAUCCAUUUUAUAUCUUCACUGCACCAUACUUCAACAAUUCAGAAAUUGGUGUGAGUGGCUUUGAUUCUGGUAUAAUGGUGAGCAGAGCAGUUGAAAUUACAGUGGAUGGUAAACUAUUAAAACCUGCUGUUGUUGGAGUAAAGAUUAAUGUCACUACCUGGAUGGAGAACUUCACAAAAGCCACAAUGAGGACAGAUUGCACAAGUGAGAUAUGUGACUGUGAGAAAAACAACAAGUAUGUAGACUGUGUGAUUCUGGAUGAUGGUGGAUUCCUCUUGAUGUCUAAUCAGGAUGAGUACAUCUCACAGAUUGGCAGGUUCUUUGGAGAGAUUGACCCCAGUUUCAUGAGGAACCUUAUAGAGGUGCCUCUGUAUUCAUUUAAUAAGUCUUACGAUUAUCAGUCUGUGUGUGAUCCACAGAGAGAUACCAAGGCUGCAGCUGGUCUGCGUUCUGUCUUUGUGCCUACAAUAGCAGAUAUUUUAAACAUUGGCUGGUGGGCUUCUGCAGCUGCAUGGUCAAUAUUGCAGCAGUUAUUUUUAACCCUUACAUUCCCAAAUGUUCUAGAAGCAGCUGACAUUGAAGAAGAGAUAGCAGCUCUGUCAAAGAAAAGCUGUAUUACCGAGCAGACUCAAUAUUUCUUUUCCAAUAAUAUGAAAUCAUUUCACGGCGUCCUAGACUGUGGAAACUGUUCCAGAAUAUACCACGCAGAAAAGCUGGCGAACACAAAUUUAGUAUUCCUGAUUGUUGACAGCAAAGUGACCUGUCUGGCCUGUGACUCAAAACCAUUGAUUCAAGCAGAACAGCCAUCUGAUGGACCAAAUCCUUGUGAGUUAGCUCAAAACCCUAGACAUAGGAAAGGACCCGAAGUCUGUUUUGACAACGAUGACAAUGAGGACGAUUCUGACUGUGGUGGGGUCUCUGGUUUGAGCCCAUCACUGUGGUCCAUGAUUGGAAUCCAACUUGUGCUGCUUUGGCUCUUAACUGGAUCAAGACAUUACCCGUCAUGACCCCAGAAAUAAAGGCCAAGCUCCUUUCUGCAUACAUUUCAAGAUCCUGCCAAAUUUUGUUUCCGAAAUUUUAUGUUGACAGGGGUUGAUGAAAACAAAAGAAAAAAAUGACCCAGGAAGUAGAAGACUGAUCAUGUCCAUACCCUGGAGUAAUUUUGCCUGGGAAAGCCACUGACCUUUCACUGAAGAAGAACAUUGAAUGUUACUCCAUCUGAAGCUGAAUGCCCCCACAAAGGCAGAAGUAUGGACUGUCUGAUCUUUGGAAGGGAUCUUUUGGGGAACGCUACUUCAUUUAUGUUGUGGUUUCUCGGUGUGCUUCUUUUUUCAAAAUACAAAUAGUAAUAUAAUAUAAAAAAAAAAUAAUCUAGACUUUUAAAAACAUAUAAAGACUUAAAGUGAUGCCCCUCGUAACUGUUUUGUUAGUAUUUUUGCUGAAUGUUAAUUUAGGGUUCUGAAGGCUAGCAAUUGGUUACAAGCUGUUGUAAAGUGUAAAAAAUAAGCAUGUCGGAUUUCUCUUCUAAGUAAAAAGGAGCAUAAACCCAAUUUCAGAGAGUUUACAAACACAUAUUAAUAGUGAUGAUGGUUCUACACAUAAGGCAGCAUCAGUGAUGAAUUCAUGUAUACUAUAGAUUUUAUGAAAACCAAACAACAUUCAAACAGUAGUCGGUUGCUUGGUUUACAAAAAUAAACCCAUACACAAUGCAUCAACAUUUGGGGUAGAUUUACUAAGAUAUGUUCUUGCAGACGCAGAA